Molecule: messenger RNA, 255 nt
Organism: Clunio marinus
Lineage: Eukaryota; Metazoa; Arthropoda; Insecta; Diptera; Chironomidae
Source: the annotation of a GenBank genome assembly
AUGUCUGAUGUGAAUGUAUUAGAUCAAGCACUUGAAUGCUUGAAUCAGUUGAAGAUAGUUUAUGAUUCAUUAAAUAAAAUCCAGAUGAAAGCAGAACCAAAGCAAAUCUGGAAGAUGUUGCAGCAAGAACAGUGGAAUUGUGGAAAGCGAUUCAGGCAUUGCACAUCAAGUUUAAACCUUUUACAGGGAUUAAACAACCCUGUCGAAAAAGCAAAUAAUUACAAAGCGAAAUUAGUCCCGUGGACAAAAUCAUGA